UUCUCAGAGGGCUUCGCGGGAUAUACAUACAACGUUUGAGGCGGAACAAGCUGACAACGCGUCCUGUCUGGCUGUCAAACCUGUCCACAAGUAUGUUUGAGGAGUAUGCUUGCGCUCUGAACUAGUACAGAACUUGGAGUAGGACUGGCACCUCCGUUUAGUCUACAUGCAUUUACAAACAUGACUUUGGACUAGUAUUUGCUGCAGUUCGAGCCCAUGCCCCUAAAGCCGUGCCAAUGCCGAGGAAUGGAUACUAGUGUCUCUGGCGAAGUUGGAAACAUGGUCGCAAGUGAUGAGGAGCAUUUGGACGCGAGCGAUGGCAGUAACGCAGGGAUGGACGCGCUUCACCAGUGCGAACUCAUCCAGAACCUGAUCGAGAUCUCCAUCUCUAGUCUAAAAGGGCUCCGGACCAAGUGCGCCGCAUCUAACGACCUGACCCAACACGAGAUACGCGCUUUGGAGGUGAAGCUGGUGAAGUACAUCAGUAAACAGUUAGAGUGGAAGCAGAGUGUUCCAGAGAGUGACAGACCACUGGCGCUGGACUCUUACCCACAACUCACAGACUGGCUCUACACCAUCAACCUCCGGCCAGAGCUCAUAGAGGCCGUCCCUGUGAAGCUGUCUCUGGAUGCUCUGCUGCAAAUGUCCAGUGCGCAGGUGGAAGACACCAUGAAAAGACUGGGCUCUAGCAGUGAGGAGUGUUCCCGCAUCACUGCUGCCCUCUCCUGUCUCAAGAGCGCUACUGACACAGGGGGAGCUCUGAGGAAAGAGGGUAUCCCGUGGAUAGCAGAACCCACUCACCGUGACAGUACCUCUGCUGAUCCGCUGUCUUGUUCUAUGCGUGCACAUCAGUUUUACAGUCCCAACCCAACCAGCUGGCCCCCUCCUUCUGCUUUCCCUGCCCCUCGUUCCUGUGUCUCUGUUUCUGCCCUACCCUCAACGGACUUCCCUACAAUUGUCCACCCACACUGUGAUGGGCUGAUGGACCCUUUUUCAUCCUCCCCGCAGCUGAACCGCUGCACCUCUGGGCUGCUGUCCACCCCUCCAGCCACACCGCCACAGAGAAGGUAUGGCAAACUAAAGCCCCCACGAACUCCACCACCUCCAUCCCGUAAGCUGCUAAACCUCCUGCCCAACAUCACUCUCACGCGCAGCAAGAGCCAGAGCCAACUGGCCAACCGGAUCGACGACCCUACACCCAAGAACGUGUGUUCGGUCUGUGGGAGUGGACUGCUGUGUCAUCUGAGAUCACUGAUGGCCCAAUUCCAGGCAGUUUUUGGAGAGUAUUUCUACACGCCCCUUCACGUAGCCCCAGUGUUUCCUGUUUGCUCAAGGCCGAGGAGUGGAAAGAAAAAUAAGCCGCUCCUGAACGUGCAGGUAAACGGUGGAGGAAACGGCUGGGAAGACUCUGCCUCACAGUCACCACUGUUGUCUGCCCGUUCCCCCUGCAUUCUACCAAAUACCCCCAGUCAUCUGGGAGACUCUGCGGGAGUAAGAAACAAUGUUGCAUCCCACGGAAGCUCUCCACUAAUCAUGAGAAAGGAUAUCGGUCUGGAUGUCACACACAGGUUUUCCACCAAGUCCUGGUUGUCUCAGACGUGUCAGGUGUGCAAGAAGAACAUGAUGUUUGGUGUUAAAUGCAAACAUUGCAAGGUGAAGUGCCACAAUAAAUGUACCAAAGAGGCCCCUAAGUGCAGGAUUUCAUUUGCACAAUUUCCAAACAAGAUCAGAAGAACAGAGUCAGUACCGUCAGGUAUCAAUAACCAGGUGGAGCGACCAGCAGAGUCUCAGCAGUACGGAACAUUACCGAAGACAAUAAACAAAAAGGUUUUUAAAGAUAUGUGUCCCACCCUUCAGGACCACCCUCCAUCACUGAGUCACCUGGACUCCAGUAGUAACCCCUCCUCCACCACCUCCUCCACCCCUUCCUCACCUGCCCCCUUCGGUCAGAGCAACCCUCCAAGCGCCACCCCGCCACCCAACCCCUCCCCUAAGGGUCACAUUGACAGUCGCUUUCACUUCCCAGAUGUAUCCAGUACCACGCAUUCAGAUGGAGGUUACAACACCGGAGAAACAGAUCAGUUGGAUGGUAACGUCAACCAGUUAUCAACAGGCCAAAGGGAAGCUGUGGAUGAGGAGCAGCAAGGGGACGACGGUCAGGAUCAGGAAGGUUCGGAUGAUGAAAGUGAAGGUGAUGAAGUGGAUGACCUUCCCAAUUGCAGGGGCUACUGGAAGGACCACAUAAGCCGUAAGGCCAGCCAGACCAGCGUUUACCUGCAGGAGUGGGAUGUGCCUUUCGAGCAGCUGGAGCUCGGAGAGCUGAUCGGUAAAGGCCGCUGGGGAAAGGUGUGUAGGGGCCGCUGGCACGGAGAGGUGGCCGUUCGCUUGUUAGAGAUUGACGGUAACAACCAAGAGCACCUAAAGCUGUUCAAGAAGGAGGUGAUGAACUACAGGCAAACGCGACAUGAGAACGUCGUGCUGUUUAUGGGGGCCUGCAUGAACCCGCCCCAUCUGGCCAUUAUCACCAGCUUUUGUAAAGGACGGACGCUGUACUCUGUUGUCAGGGACUCUAAACUUGACAUCAACAAGAUAAGACAAAUCGCUCAGGAAAUCGUAAAGGGAAUGGGUUACCUCCAUGCAAAGGGAAUUGUGCACAAAGAUUUGAAGUCCAAGAAUGUAUUUUACGAUUCAAACAAAGUUGUCAUCACAGAUUUCGGUCUUUUUGGGAUGUCUGGAGUGGUCCAGGAGGACAGGCGGGAAAAUGAACUGAAGCUGCCACGAGGGUGGAUCUAUUACCUGGCUCCAGAGAUCGUGCAAAAGAUGGGGCCAGGAAACCAAGAAGACUGUUUGCCCUUUUCAAAAGCUGCUGAUGUUUACGCUUUUGGCACUAUCUGGUUUGAACUCCAGGCCAAAGAAUGGCCCAUCAUGAACCAACCGACUGAAGUUUUGAUCUAUCAGCUGGGAAGUGGAGAAGGCAUCAGAACGUUACUGGCCCAGAAGGGUACAAGCUUGGGCAAGGAGGUUACGGAGAUCCUGUCAGCCUGCUGGUCCUUUAAGGUUGAGGACAGACCAACAUUCACUCAGCUGUCAGACUUACUAGAGAAGCUGCCAAAGCUCAAUCGCAGACUCUCACACCCCGGGCACUUCUGGAAGUCUGAGGAGUAUGUAUCCUAGACUGGAACGCUAGCAUGCUGCGGAUCCCCCUUUUUUAGGGGGUGUAGUUUAUGGAGCAUGAAAACUAACUGAUGGUUUGGAGCCGACCUGUGCAUUGUUUUUUCUCUAUUCUGAGCCUUCUUAAUUUUACAUCAUUGGAUUUUUAGUGUAGCGAGUGUCAGAAGGAUGCUGUGCAUGGAAUCAACCAUUAUAUAUUUGGUCAAACCUGAUAUCAUAUGGUGAGGAAAAUAACAGUAAGUGACAGUAAUGAAAAAAAGAGUGUAUUGUUUGUGAGUGUUUUUUCUGCUACCAAGGUUUUUGCCUGUUAUGAAUGAUUGGUCUGGUUUGCAAAUAUGUGUGAAGAUUUUUGUGAUUGAUCAUUUAUUGUUCACCAUAUAGAAAUUCAGAAGCAGAUACUGUUCUGAAUAUGAGUGGUUCAGAAGGAAGGUGCUUAUUGAUUUAACCGGUUACAUUUUGAAGAUGUUCAUAUGACCAAAUAUCUGGCCUGUGGUCAGUAAUUCACCUCUUACAUUUAAAAACAAUGGUUAGACUGGUGAAAAGGGUGUAAUCUGAAUUGAUAAUAAUUAAAAUAAUAU
Molecule: messenger RNA, 3749 nt
Organism: Sinocyclocheilus grahami
Lineage: Eukaryota; Metazoa; Chordata; Actinopteri; Cypriniformes; Cyprinidae
Product: kinase suppressor of Ras 1-like
Exons: 19
Coding region: 217-3174 (985 amino acids)
Biological process (GO): protein phosphorylation; Ras protein signal transduction
Cellular component (GO): cytoplasm
Molecular function (GO): ATP binding; protein kinase activity
Source: RefSeq, a predicted model, not a curated record